AUGCCGCGCGAAAUUAUUACGCUGCAAGCGGGCCAAUGCGGCAACCAAAUAGGGUCCCAGUUUUGGGAGAAUUUGUGCCGUGAGCAUGGUAUAGCGCAGGAUGGUACACUGGAGGAGUACGCAUCGGAAGGCCUUGCAGAAGACCGCAAAGAUGUGUUCUUCUACCAGGCGGACGACGAACAUUAUAUUCCCCGCGCAAUUCUAGUUGAUCUUGAGCCUCGAGUGAUCAAUAACAUAAUGACAGGCCCAUACAAGAGCUUGUAUAACCCUGAGAAUGUAUACAGCAACCAGUCCGGGGGCGGAGCGGGCAAUAACUGGGCGCAAGGAUACGCAGCGGGCGAGAAGGUUGCCGACGAGCUGAUUGAGAUGGUCGAUCGCGAGGCGGAUGGCAGCGAUAGUCUCGGCGGUUUUUUUCUGUUACAUUCUAUUGCAGGGGGUACAGGGUCGGGGCUCGGUUCGUUUUUGAUGGAACGUUUGAACGACGCGUUCCCAAAAAAACAGCUUCAAACAUACAGUGUAUUUCCUAACUCGGAAGAAACGUCGGAUGUGGUGGUGCAGCCGUACAACUCUGUGCUUACAAUGAAGCGCCUUGUGAACAAUGCGGACAGCGUUAUCGUGCUGGACAAUGCACAACUCAGCCGCAUUGCGAGCGACAGACUGCACCUGCAGAACCCAUCGUACAGCCAGACCAACCAGCUUGUAAGCACAGUUAUGAGCGCUUCGACGACAACACUGCGCUACCCCGGCUACAUGAACAACGACUUGGUAGGAAUCCUCGCGUCGCUAAUCCCCUCGCCGCGCGCGCAUUUCCUUAUGACCUCCUACACACCAUUCACUUCCGACACGGUGGAUCGCGGCAAGGACACAAUGAAAACGACGGUGCUUGAUGUGAUGCGUCGUCUUCUGCAGCCCAAGAACAGGAUGGUGAGCAUUUCUGGGGCAAGCAAGUCCAGUUGCUACAUGUCGGUCAUGAAUAUUAUCCAGGGCGACGUCGACCCGCGCGAUGUGCACAAGAGCCUGCUUCGGAUCCGGGAGCGGCAUUUGGCGAGCUUUGUACCGUGGGGCCCUGCAAGUAUUCAAGUCGCGCUUUCGCGCCGCAGCCCGUACGUGGCGAGCUCACACCGUGUGAGUGGCUUAAUGCUUGCAAAUCAUACGGGCAUUGCGGGUCUGUUCAAACGCACGGCAGACCAGUACGACCGUCUUCGCAAGCGCAAUGCAUUCCUAGACAUGUACAAACGUGAAUCGUUGUUUUCUGGUGAUCUUACUGAAUUCGACGAAGCACGCGAGACAGUAGCCGAACUCAUGGCCGAAUACCGUGCGGCGGAACACGCAGACUACAUUACCGGACCCGAUGCCGCGCCGUAG
Molecule: messenger RNA, 1365 nt
Organism: Malassezia vespertilionis
Lineage: Eukaryota; Fungi; Basidiomycota; Malasseziomycetes; Malasseziales; Malasseziaceae
Gene: TUB4
Product: gamma-tubulin
Exons: 4
Coding region: 1-1365 (454 amino acids)
Biological process (GO): mitotic sister chromatid segregation; microtubule nucleation; cytoplasmic microtubule organization
Cellular component (GO): centrosome; cytoplasm; spindle
Molecular function (GO): structural constituent of cytoskeleton; GTP binding
Source: RefSeq, a predicted model, not a curated record